AUGGGAAAAUUCAGCCUUGAAGCUAUCUACAACGGCGACCCCACGGCCUGCCACCUUCAGGAGAUGACGUGCGACAUCUGCCAGUGUCUUUUUGACGAUGCGGUACAGUUUCCGUGUACCAACAGCCACGUCUUCUGCAAGGACUGCGUGUCUUCUUGUGACGCCUGCCCGAACUGUCGAGAGCCCUUGCCCGCCGGGAAGAAGAAAGGCAAAUCGAUCCAAGAGGUUAACAAGCCCCUGAGCCGCAUGAUGAAUAGGCUCCCCGUGCGCUGCCCCUACCAUGAUCUCCCUUCGCCGUCGUAUGACAGAAUUCGUCCCUCCAGGGAUGCGGGUGGUGUCAUCGACGCGGGCGCUGAUGAAGGUUUGUUUUUAUUCAUUGUGUGACUUCGCUUAUUUGCAGCUCGUGUAUUUUUUGCCUGAGCGAUUCGGAUCAUUUUCAUUUCGAUUCAUUGCCAUUUUCAUUGCCUCUGAUUCUGAGCCUGAAAGUGAGCCAGCUUGCAACUUUUCUCUUUGCUCGUCCUCCUGGUGCCGUAUUCAUAUGCAGUUUUUCAUAUAAAACUACCUCUUUUCGAAAAUGCAAUCAGAUCCGAGUCCGUCGCCACUCGCCGACGUCCUCCCUUCUUCAUCUUCAACGGAUAAAAAGCACCGCCCUGGACGGAGUUCGUUGUCGCUUUCGUCUGCGGCUGAUGCAGACGGCACUCGAGCAACGGAUCCGGCACACAAACGAAGGCGCGUGGAGCAAGAGGACGCAAAUAACUUGCGUCCUCUCCUCGACGAACCGGCGGUGAUCCCCGAACUGGUAUCAAACGACACCCCCACAGACGAUGAUGAGUACCAUUGUACUUGGACGGGUGAGUAUGGGGAUCUGUUGGCGCACCAUCUUCGGGUUUGUCCUUUCCAUUUCGUCAAGUGCCCGGAGGGGUGCGGAGCCCAGAUACGACGAAAGGACGUAGAGAAGCAUUUGAAGAGCUGCGAAAGUUGUCUGGUCUCGUGUGAGAUAUGCGGCAUGCAACUGAAGAAAGACGAGUUAGCCGCGCACAACGAAGACCAUGCUCAACUGCACGUGAGUAUCCUGCAAAAGCGGCUGACGGACAGGUCCGGCCAAGGCGAAGAUGUGGCGAUGCUUACGCAGCGCCUGACUGCCCUGGAAGAGCUGAGCAAGGGUUUCAACACUGCAGAGUGGUGCGUGCCGACUCGAGAAUGGUAUGCCGAUGCCAGCAUGCCUCGUGACGCGUACGUGUGGUCACCCGACAUUGAUUUGGGGCGCGCGGGGGUUUGGAGGAUCUCGUUUACCCGGGGGUCCGAUUCCACUCCGUUUUGGCUCGGAGUGUGGGGCACGUUUGCAGGGGAAGUUUCCGUCCAACUUACGGACAAAGCGACGGGAGCACGCAUUCCAUUGAGCACUGGUAACACGGUGAAAGUUGUGGCAGCCUCUGAGAGGAUAGGGAAGCCACCACGUUCAAAUAACCAUAGCUACAUUCAAAUGACGGCUCGGGGCUCCUAUUGCCUCGAAGGAAAGGUCGAGCACGUCCGCAACGUCAAGGAGCUUAUCCUCCGUCUGUCGAUCUUGAAGAUCGAACACGCAGUGGUUGACACUCUAAAAACCGAUAGGGCGUUCAAUCGCGUACGAUCCUGAUCCUACCAUGCCGAAGUAGACACUCUUCGCGGCUGCAGAUAGCUCGUUCUUCAUUCCAGAGGCGGAAAUCGAAAUUGGUGAGAGAAAACACAAAUGAAAACGAUAUUCGCUUUGCACAGGAAAACUGUACAAAGACUAUAUCUAUGCUUUCCACAGGAAAACAAAAAUGAUAUUUGCAGUGGCCUGUAAUAUUCAAAUUGUCCAAGGACAGGGAUGCGCGCCGCACCCUCUCGGUCAGCUUCAUGCUUGCGAAACGACCCCGCACUAGUGGAAGGGCGACGGCAUAAACUUGAUGAAUCUGAGCCGUUUAGAGCUCCUCUUUCGAAAAUGUGUUCCGGAC
This is a messenger RNA of Amoebophrya sp. A120, 1976 nucleotides long. Lineage: Eukaryota; Dinophyceae; Syndiniales; Amoebophryaceae. The record is from the annotation of a GenBank genome assembly.